AUGAGCUUAUCUAGACCAUAUAAAUCAGUUAAAAAGAGUAAGCUGGGGAAUGCUGAUAAAAAUCAGUCUCUGAUUUCCAGUUUCUUUGGUAGAGCUACUUCGGAUUCAACCAAAUCAAACGUGAAGAGAACGCCGCUUGCUUUAACAACCCCAGAAAAAGUAGCAUUGAAUAGAAGUAACUCCUUUCUUUCUAAAGCUGUCGUUUCAAGUGGUACUUUUGAUGAAUUCGCUAGCUCGGAUACCUCUUUUGGGUCUCCUGAGAUUAAUAAUUUUAAAAAUCCGGCAUUGACAAAAUCUUUUAUGGGCCAGGAGUCCCGUGGUACACAAGUAGUAGAUUUGACAGAAGACGAUGAAACAGAUGUGCAGAUCGUAUAUCAACAGAUGACUAGUCCUAUUUCCCAUACAAAGAACCAAAAAACUGAAACGCAGAAAGCAAAUAAUGCACCUCUAAAGAGAGGACACCAAGACUUGUUGGAAAAGCUAAAUGGACAGCCUAGAAAAGUGCCCCGAAAUUUUAAACUUACUAGCCCCCUGUUGACAUCUUUACAACACUCUUCACUGAUUGCUUUGAGCGAUGAGCAGAUGAUGGUAAUAAAGUAUAUAGUUCUGGAUGGGCUCAAUGUAUUUUAUACUGGUAGUGCUGGUACAGGUAAAUCUGUUGUUCUACGUGAGUUAGUCCACUCUCUUCACCUGAAGUACGGUGCCAGUAGGGUUGGAGUCACUGCAUCGACAGGAUUAGCUGCAUGCAACAUCGGUGGUCAAACAAUUCAUCGAUUUUUAUCCAUUGGAUUGGGUACUGGGAGCGCCUUUGAAUUGGCCAAAAGAAUCAAGAAGAACCCUGCUAAUUUGAAAAAGUGGAAAAAUUUAAAAGUAUUAAUUAUUGAUGAAAUAUCUAUGAUUGAUGGCAAAUUAUUCACAAAGUUAGAUGAAUUAGCUAAAAUUAUACGUUCAAGUCAACUUCCUUUUGGUGGAAUUCAAGUUGUUUGUACAGGUGAUUUCUUUCAAUUGCCUCCUGUCAAUAAAGAUGGUUUGUCAGAAUUUUGCUUUCAGAGCGCAGCAUGGGAUAAAGUUAUCCAAAAGACUAUACUAUUAACUCAAGUCUUCAGGCAGAAAGGAGAUACUGAGUUAAUCGAUAUGUUGAACGCAUUACGGUACGGAAGUAUGGAUGAUAGCAUGAUUGCAAAAUUUUAUAAGCUAUCAAGAAAUGUUGUUUAUGAUGAUGGUCUUGAACCAACCGAAUUGUUUCCUACUAGAGAUGAAGUCAAGAGGGCUAAUCAAACAAGACUUAGUCAGAUUCCAAGCAGAUCGCUAAAAUUUAAAGCCGAGGAUAACAUUUCAGAUGUCAAUCAUAUAAAAAUGCUAGAUAAUUUAAUGUGUGAAAAGGAAUUAGAGCUAAAAGAAGGGGCACAAGUGAUGUAUCUAAAGAACCUUGAUGAUCAAAUUGUCAAUGGCUCAAUUGGAACUGUGACAUGCUUUAUGUCUUCAAAACUUUGGGAAAAAGUAAAUGAUGUUUACAAAGGAAAUUUAUAUGACAUUGAUGAUCAAAUAGCUGAUGAGCUAAGGCUAUUAUCGUCUAGAGUUGGAUGCGUUGCAAACUGGUCGCCUGAAGAAACCCAAAGAUUUGAUCGCAUACCAAACGAACGAAAAUCAAACUUUACGAAAUUAGCCGCUGUAGCCUCGAGUGAAUUAGUAUCCGAUUUAUAUCCAGUGGUGAAUUUUAAGACCAACAAAGGGAACACCCUUAUUCGUGUGACUAGAGAAGAUUUCAGCAUUGAAGCAGGAAGAAUUAGAAAUUACACUGGUGGCGAAGCUGAUAAAAUUACCAGGUCGCAAUUGCCCUUAUUAUUAUCAUGGGCAUUAUCUAUUCAUAAGGCACAAGGUCAAACCAUUGACAGGUUAAAAAUUGAUCUAAGAAAAAUCUUUGAAAAGGGUCAAGUUUAUGUUGCGCUUUCAAGAGCAACUAAUAAAGAUCAUUUGCAGAUAUUAAAUUUCGAUCCGAGACGAAUUAAUGCCUCCCAAGAUGUUAAAAAAUUCUAUCAUAAAUUAGAAACAACGCAUAAUAUCUAG
This is a messenger RNA of Debaryomyces fabryi, 2067 nucleotides long. RefSeq lists its product as uncharacterized. The coding region runs from base 1 to 2067 and encodes 688 amino acids. Gene Ontology annotation, molecular function: DNA helicase activity; ATP hydrolysis activity. Gene Ontology annotation, biological process: DNA replication; telomere maintenance; DNA repair. Gene Ontology annotation, cellular component: replication fork. NCBI's taxonomy places the organism in Eukaryota, Fungi, Ascomycota, Pichiomycetes, Serinales, Debaryomycetaceae. The transcript has a single exon. The record is from RefSeq and is a predicted model, not a curated record.